CGCUCAGCGUCGAGGCUCUUCAGCUGGUUAGCCAAACAUCCACAGAAAAAGAGAUGAGCAGGAAAACGAGACGAAGAAAAACGACAACAAUUUCUUCCCCGCUACAAAAAUAGCGACGUAAGGAAAAUCUAAUUAGGUGCCGGAACACAGUAUUCUUUGCACCCAGGGACUAAACUUUACCUGGUGUUUUAAAGGACCAAGCAGCUGCGCGACACAUUAUCAGCCUCUGUGGGACAAAGAACGAGUACAAAGGUCCACUAAUUAUUGGGACACAUGAUCUAAAGCCAUCCAGUUUAGACCUAUGGCAGUAAAUCAAGCAACACAAGUAUUCUGUCAGAUAUAAGAAAGGGGAAGCUCUGAACUCCCUCGGUUUUAUUUGUCAGUUGUCAUGGUGGAUUGUUAUGUGUGAGCCUGAAGCUAGCUUAGCUUCCCAGCUUCAUAUAGCAUGUUAGCAUAUGGCUAGCUACGUGUGGUGACAGAUUGAGCUGUUAUCUUUCUCUCCUCCAUCACCAUCUCUGGCCCCUACAAGGGGGUAUAAAGUCACUGCAAGGAAUCCCCCCUCACCCCAUCGUCUUUUCAUUUUAUUUUUCAUUCAGUUGUCAUCCACCGUCCCACCGAAAGAUCAUUGACUUUUGUUCCAUCUUUGACUCUCAUCACCGUUGUAUUCUGCCAUUUAACUCAGUCGAACUAAAAUCUCCUCCUCCAUGAGAUCAUCUUCUUCUGUUUGAAUUCAUCCCACAUCCAUCCCAGUUCAUCCUAAUCUUCCACCGCUCAGUCCUUUCCAUCUUUAAAGUCAGAGUGCGAUUCUCUGUCGACCACCCCGACGUUUGUUAGGCCGCUAGGCAGUUGUUUUGGUGGUUGUUUUGGUUGCAUGGAAUCGGCUUAACCGUGGAGAGGCCAGGCUACCACAAACUGAUGGACUUUGACAAGCGAGGAGUAGGGGGAGGAGGGGGUGGGGGAGGAGGCGGUGGAGGUGGAGGAAAGGGGGAGGUGGAGGAGGGGAAGAGGAUGUCUGGGAAGACGGGGAGCCGAUCGGGGCAUGGUGGCCGGGGUGCCGGCUCCAACUCCGGGGUGCUGAUGGUCGGACCAAACUUCCGUGUCGGAAAGAAGAUUGGCUGUGGGAACUUUGGAGAGCUGCGACUCGGAAAGAACCUGUACACCAAUGAAUAUGUGGCCAUCAAACUGGAACCAAUCAAGUCACGGGCACCACAGCUCCACCUAGAAUAUCGAUUCUACAAACAACUGGGAAGUUCAGAGGGUGUACCCCAGGUGUUUUACUUCGGACCUUGUGGUAAAUACAAUGCUAUGGUUCUGGAGCUACUGGGACCGAGCUUAGAAGAUCUAUUUGACCUCUGUGACAGGACCUUCUCUCUAAAGACUGUACUCAUGAUAGCCAUACAACUGAUAACUCGCAUGGAGUUCGUCCACACCAGAAGCCUGAUCUACAGAGACGUGAAGCCCGAGAACUUCCUGGUUGGCAGGCCCGGCUCCAAGCGACAGCACACCAUCCACAUCAUAGACUUUGGCCUGGCGAAAGAAUACAUCGACCCGGAGACGAAGAAACACAUCCCGUACAGAGAACACAAGAGUCUGACUGGAACUGCUAGAUAUAUGAGCAUCAAUACACAUCUGGGGAAAGAGCAAAGUAGGCGGGACGACCUGGAGGCUCUUGGCCACAUGUUCAUGUACUUCCUGCGAGGAAGCCUCCCCUGGCAGGGACUCAAGGCUGACACACUGAAAGAACGUUACCAGAAGAUUGGAGACACAAAGAGAGACACACCGAUAGAGGUUCUCUGUGAGAACUUCCCAGAAGAGAUGGCCACCUACCUGCGGUACGUGCGUCGGCUGGACUUCUUCGAGAAGCCGGACUACGACUACCUGAGGAAACUCUUCACGGACCUCUUUGACAGAAACGGAUACAUCUUUGAUUACCAGUACGACUGGACCGGAAAGCCACUGCCGACUCCUAUUGGUCCAGUGGCCAGUGAGACUCCACUUCAGACAAGCAACCGAGAGAAAGCGCCACAGACCAAAAACCAGUCUCCAGAGGGGAAAGGCAGUGAGUCCCAGCCAACUCCAGUGACCAAUCGAGAGCUGCUGGGCUCCCAUCUCACUGCUGAUAGGCUGGGCGGGUCUGUCCAGGUGAUGAGUUCAACCAAUGGGGAGCUGAAUACAGACGACCCCACAGCAGGACACUCCAACGCACCAAUCACAGCCAACGCAGAGGUUGAAGUGGCUGAUGAUACCAAGUGCUGCUGUUUCUUCAAGAGGAGGAAGAGGAAAGCUCUCCAGAGACACAAAUGAAAACCAGAGAGACGAGAGAGAAACCCCUGCUCUCUUCUUUGCCAUCUCUCCUUCCUUUCUCUCUCUUUGUCUAGCCCUUUUCAUAUAACCCUCUCUCACCCUCCUCCUCCUCCUCCUCCUGCGGUCCGCCUCGACUCGGCUGGACCAUCAGGCAGCGGUUUGCUGGUCUGAUCUACUCUGGAUUCAACAGACAGGCGGUGUUUGGAGUUUGGGCUGGACGUACCAGCCGUGGACCCUUCAUGUAUUUAUGGUCACAGAAUGAACUGAAACCAGAUCAACACAAACCGCUUUGGAAAAACACGUGACCACUGAUGAACAGCUGACGAACUGUGAGCAGCGAGCUGAUUGGCUGACGGACUGUGAGCAGCGAGCUGAUUGGCUGACGGACUGUGAGCAGCGAGCUGAUUGGCUGACAGACUGGAUUCAGCUAACUCGUUCUCUGUUUUUUUGGUUUUUGUUGUUUUUUUUUCUUCCUUACUGACUGGUUCAGAGGAGACAGAAGUGUAUUUCAGAGGAAAUACAGAAGAGAGGACUACAAAAGCAAGGGAUGCAACGAGACUCUCGGACCACAUGUGCACACAAAACACACGCACACACAGACACACACACACACGCUGCACACUUUUCUUGAUUACAUCCUAAAGAGACUUCAUGGACAAAGAGAUGCAGCUCUCCCACAUAGUCUAUAAAGUUUUUAUUCCCUGGGGUCAGAGGAAGUGCACGGCGAGCGGCCCGGUCUAUUUCCUGCAAUAGACGUGGCUCGGUGUAUUUCUCCUUCACCCUCAGAGGAAAACCUCACAACCAACCAGGAUCAAAAGUUUAAAAAAGAUGUUUAUGUAAAAUCUAUGCUUUUUUCCCCCCGUUUUAAUUUGUAACUAAAAGACUGUGUUCUAUUUUGAACCUGUGUUUUUCCGUCUAUUUUGAGUUGUUCAGAAAGUUUGUUUUGUAGAUUCUAGUGUGUUCCUCCAAAUGUAAUUUUUUUUUUUUUAAAUAACUUUUUAAUUUUCAGCUUUGUUUUUUUUUUCCUCUUUCUCUCUGGGUUGGAGGAUGGAAAGUCGGAUAACACCAUUAAAAAAGCAACCAAACCAAA
This is a messenger RNA of Amphiprion ocellaris (clown anemonefish), 3394 nucleotides long. Its product is annotated as casein kinase I. NCBI's taxonomy places the organism in Eukaryota, Metazoa, Chordata, Actinopteri, Pomacentridae. Gene Ontology annotation, biological process: peptidyl-serine phosphorylation; signal transduction; endocytosis. Gene Ontology annotation, cellular component: cytoplasm; plasma membrane; nucleus. The record is from RefSeq and is a predicted model, not a curated record. The transcript has 12 exons. The coding region runs from base 916 to 2304 and encodes 462 amino acids. Gene Ontology annotation, molecular function: ATP binding; protein serine/threonine kinase activity.